AGCACAGCAGCGGACUGCGGAGGGCGUGGAGGGAAAGUGCGACCAAUAUGGCUGUCGAGGUUUUCGUUGGUAUUGGAUAGGGAUUUAAAAUUCAACAUUUCCGGUGCAUAUUAGAGAGUGAAUUUCAGGCAAGAAAGUUCAAGCUUUGCAGCCGGUGAACCAAGUAUAUUAAAAUGGAGUCGUUUCUCGGAUUGUUCGAUCCUGGAGAAGGAAAGGAAAAGGGCAAGGAAACCUGGGAUCGUUUUGAGCAAGAGGGCAAUGGGUCAUCCGAUUGUGAGAGUUCCAGCAAUGACGAGGAUCAGGAACACGUCGCAUCUGAUGUCGAACAAAGACUUCCCCCUGAACCAGAACAAGGAAACAUUGAGUAUAAAUUGAAGCUUGUGAACCCCUCAAGCCAGAGGUUUGAACAUCUGGUUACCCAAAUGAAAUGGAGACUUCGCGAAGGGCACGGGGAAGCAAUUUAUCAAAUUGGAGUCGAAGACAAUGGCAGACUGGCAGGUCUGUCAAGGGAGGAAAUGAAGGCUUCACUGAAAACCUUAAGGGAAAUGGCAGCCAGACUAGGUGCGACUACAGAUGUACUUCGAGAGAAACUCACCAACAACAAUGUUCACUGCAAUGAGAAAGAACAGAAUAGAAACACCCCAAAAAAUCAAUCCGAAAAUAAACGAGUGGCCGAAGUUUUAGUAAGGAAGCUACGAAAAGAUGAUAGGGAGGAUCAAGAAACCGUCGUCGAAUUGAGACUAGCUGUAACAGGAGGACAAGAUGCUGGAAAAUCAACGCUGCUAGGAGUGCUGACACAAGGUGAGCUGGACAAUGGAAGGGGAAGAGCACGGUUAAAUAUGUUUCGCCAUCUGCACGAAAUUAGAACAGGACGUACUUCAUCGAUAUCCCACGAGAUAAUUGGUUUUGAUAGCGAAGGUCACGUGCUCAACUAUGCGGAGAUGAACACUGCCGAAGAGAUCUGUGAACAGGCUUCCAAAGUUGUAACAUUCAUCGAUUUGGCUGGUCAUCGUAAAUAUUUGAGAACAACACUGCUGGGACUUACAGGCUAUUGUCCACAUCAUGUGAUGCUGGUUAUAGCACCUCCAAUGAAUGAGGCUUUCCAAGAGCAUCUGGCUUUGUGCCUUGCUUUGAGACUACCAUUUUUUGUUGUUAUAACCAAAACUGACCUUGGCCUCUGUGACGCCCGGGAUGCCUUAGCUCAACUAGAGAGUACUGUGAGAGCUCAUGGCUGUUCUAAACAACCAAUUCUGUAUUCUGUUCCUGAUGGUAACAGCAAUGCGCGUCAAAGCUAUAAUUUGGAAACAAUUCCUGUAUUUCCUGUGAGUUGUGUGACGGGGGAAGGCCUGAAGGAACUCACCUCGUUCAUCAGAGAUUUGCUGCCUUCCGAAUCCACUCCACCAGAUUCAGAUCCCGAAUCGUGUUUGUUUCAAAUUGACGAAACAUUUAGGGUGGUGGGACUGAAUGAGCCAGUUCUAGGUGGCUUGCUGGUAAGGGGUAUCAUUGCACCUGGGACUCGCUUGUUGGUCGGACCAUUGCCAGAUGGCGAAUUUAGUCCAGUCAAAGUAGCUAGCUUGCAUAGAAACAAAGCCCCUUGUUGUUUAGUUCGAGCAUCGCAGAGUGCAAGUCUGACUAUUGCACCGCCAACUGCCAGGGACCCACCAUUGCCCCACCUACGACCCGGAAUGGUUCUUGUCUCACCUCGAGAUCAUCCGUGUGCGACAUUUUUCUUCCAGGCCACCGUUCUGGUUGUCUACCAUGCAACAGCGAUAUAUCCCGGAUUUCAAGCAACCGUACACGUCGGGAACGUGCGUCAAACGUGCGCAAUAGAAGGAAUAAUGGAUCUGAAAGAAGAGGGACUACAGACUAAUGAUACUGCAUCAGUUCUGUUCAGAUUUGUUGGCCAUCCGGAAUAUCUCCACGUCGGAAUGCGACUACUGUUUAGGGAGGGCCGCACGAAAGGCAUUGGCCAAAUCACUCAAAUAUUCCCACUCAUUGGAUCUCAGAAUAGUCCGCAAUAAAUCAAGUACAUUAUCAUUUUUACCGUGUGUUUAAGAAAGGUACAAGUAUAAUUAACCGUCAACAUGUUUACGAAAAUAUGUAGCAAACUGUGACAAGCAGAUGGAGUAGAACCAAAAGUAUUCUACUAAAUCGAAUGUUUUUCGCGGUAAAACAAUCAAAUUUUCAUUAAAACAAUGCAACCUCGCUUGGCAGAAAUAAAAGUGACAUAAAUUUUUUCAAUUUUCGAAAAUGGUUUCACAAAGUUACAUUAUUUUUACGGACAAUCGAGUAGACAGUUGAUACGUACAAAUUUCUGAAGAUUGGAUCGCCACUGUUUACUGCAUUGUUUGGAGAGAAAGAAUACCGUAUUUUUGUUGAUUUUGAGUGAGGUUCUACGAUUGUUUUUCUUAGUAAAUGAGAUAAUUAUUUUGAAAACCAGGCAAAGAUGUUUCUAGUUCGGGUUCUAAAUUGCUAUGUUUAAUAUUUAUUUAUCACCUCGUAGGUAAACUUUUACCGCACUGGGUAAUAAGUCAGCGCGUGAUCGGUCCAUUUGACCAUCCUUAUAACUUGCUGAUCAAGCUAUGAUGUGUAAGAAAUAUUUGUAAUAACGCUAUAAUUCUUCUAAGGAAAUUUCAAUCUAAAUUAUUUGAAUAGCUGAGCCAAAAGGCAAGGCUGGAAGGCUGAUGAGUGACAAUUGGCCGCACUUAUAGCUGUGUUUGUAUAUAUAAUAGUUAUAUCGUAAUUACAGAACACUCUGUAUUACUAGUGAAUAUUACAUUUUUAAUGUCGAGUGUUAGAUAAGUGUAUCUCUUUCGUCUUUUCUUUUUCAGAUAGAACAUCUUGAGCUUGCGUUCAAGUAUAAUCCUUUGUACUCUGAUCUUCUUAUAUGAUAGUUUCGCGUUGUCUGCAAAUUGAAAUAGUGAUUGCCUGAAAAAAUAUAUAUAUUUUUAAUCAAAAAAGUAUAAACAACGUGAACAAAACAAUUUAUUUUCCCUACCCCGUGUAAAUUGCGGAUGGAAACUGCAUUGAACGAAAAAAAUUUUAAUACAUGUUUUAUUAACGACGUAAAAAAUUAAACGCAACUACAUAUUCAAUAACAUGAAAGUGCUAGUUUGGUUUAUAAAAUACUGCGGCUCUGUAAGAGGUCGUAGGGGAAUAGUUAAGCAAAAUAUAGUUUUAACAAUCCGUGUUGCUAUUCUAUUAUUACGUAAAAAUUGAGCACCAUUCUGUUGUCCGUUUAAGCAAACAUCCUUUUUUGACAUCAACGCCAAAAACUAUACACACCUAUAUCGUAUGUAUACAUAUGUACAAAAUAGAAUAAUAUCACUGUGCAUUUCUGCACGUCUGAGAUGGAGUUCAAUAAACUCAGGAUAGAAACACCA
Molecule: messenger RNA, 3383 nt
Organism: Neodiprion virginianus
Lineage: Eukaryota; Metazoa; Arthropoda; Insecta; Hymenoptera; Diprionidae
Product: GTP-binding protein 2
Exons: 7
Coding region: 174-2021 (615 amino acids)
Biological process (GO): translational elongation
Molecular function (GO): GTPase activity; translation elongation factor activity; GTP binding
Source: RefSeq, a predicted model, not a curated record